This is a messenger RNA of Gadus chalcogrammus (walleye pollock), 3732 nucleotides long. It is a transcript of the gene mmp11a, whose product is annotated as matrix metallopeptidase 11a. Bases 1068 to 2507 code for a protein of 479 amino acids. NCBI's taxonomy places the organism in Eukaryota, Metazoa, Chordata, Actinopteri, Gadiformes, Gadidae. Gene Ontology annotation, biological process: extracellular matrix organization; proteolysis; collagen catabolic process. Gene Ontology annotation, molecular function: zinc ion binding; metalloendopeptidase activity. Gene Ontology annotation, cellular component: extracellular matrix. The record is from RefSeq and is a predicted model, not a curated record. The transcript has 11 exons.
AAAUGAUUUUUUGCCAUAAUAAACUUUAAGCUUAACAUUUAAAUUAAACCUGUUCAAAGUAAAUACAUCAUAUAUUAUAUUCAUCCAUAUUCAUUAAAUACAACAUAAACCAGUUCAAUAGGAAAUUAAAUCUGAUUUAUUCACAUUAAGUCUAUUUAAUCGUUUCACUGGAAUUCAUUGGAUCCACCUGAAGCACGCGGGCACACCACUCUUUCAUUCCCGAAUAGACCUCGUGCUGAUGAAUGGACCGAGUUUGGUAAGCUUUUUAUCCGUUUAAGUUAACUAGAAACCGAUUAUUUAUUAGAUGUCCACAUGUUUAAUGGGGAACAUUAGAAUAGAUGUUCUGUUACUGAAUAUAAGCGUUUCUUUAUUCAUUUAGGCGAGUUAUCUAGCACUGUAACUAGCACUAGCUAACUAUUUAGCUAACUAGCUGGGUAACCUGGCUAGGAAAAUAGUCAUGAAACACCAUAAAUAUGCUAUUGCUUUCACAAUGGUAUCGCAAAUCCCUUGGCUUAUAUUGUGCAACGGCUUGUGCCCUUAGCAUUUAGGCAUGGUUUACGUCAGGUGGCUAGCACUACGACAUUGGGUCUGCCAAAGCAUUUAGCUAGCUAUCGUAUUUCGCAUGUCCCCGCGAUUGACUGGCUCCUGGCCGUUAAGGUGGAAUCGAGGGAGUGGUUGCCGACCGUACACGUCCAGCCGUUGAGUAGGGAGUGAGAGCCUGUUGUCGGGAGUGUACUGGUAAUCUAUGAAAACGUGGUUGUUUUGAUAAAACACAGUUCGAAUAUAUGCUAUACUUUGCCAUCUCCAAAUGUAUUAAAACGUCCAAAGAUGCCAUAUUACCACAGUUUUGGACGAGAGUUGGUAUUCUCUCUUUGGAUUUACUUUGUGAAAACCAGGGCAACCUCUUAAUAGUUUGUGUGAAUGUGGGAGUGUAAACUUUGUGACAUAUCACCAGUAUCAAGCAGGAGGGAGACUGAGUCACCCAGCGCCAGGCUCGCAGGAGAAGGUUGCAGGGUCCGGGUCCCCGGUUCUCCCGGUUCUCCCGGUUCCGGCUGCUGCUUCUGAGGAUGAGGAUGAUGAUGAUGAUGAUGAUGAGGACGGGUCCAGUGUUCUGCUGCUUCUUCACGCUGCUCUGCCUCCGAGGCAUGCUGCAUUGUUCUCCGGUUCUCCGCGGUGGGGCCAGCGAGCAGAUCGCUGCUGCACCGGGCUCGGACAGGUUCCCAGUCCUGAGGAAGAGAGGCAGAGAAACCCAGACGAAGGACCCGGGGCCCCAAUCCAACUCCAGUCAGGCCUGGAGCCGCCCGCGCUGUGGGGUCCCGGACUUCCCCGGGCCGGUACACCUCAGCGGGCGACGGAAGCGCUUCGUUGUGUACGGAGGGCGCUGGGAGAAGACCGACCUCACCUACAAGAUUGUGCGGUUUCCAUGGCAGAUGGGUGAGGAUAAGGUUCGUCGGGUGCUACAGGAAGCUCUGAGGGUUUGGAGCGAAGUGACGCCACUCACCUUCACUGAGCUCCGCAGCGGGAAGGCGGACAUAGUCAUCGACUUCACCAGGUACUGGCACGGGGACAGCCUCCCCUUCGACGGGCCGGGGGGAAUCCUGGCCCAUGCUUUCUUCCCCAAGACCCACCGCCAGGGAGACAUCCACUUCGACUACGACGAGUCCUGGACGCUGGGCAACGACAUGGGCACGGACCUCCUCCAGGUGGCUGCCCAUGAGUUCGGCCACGUCCUGGGGCUGCAGCACUCCAGGGAGCCCGGGGCCGUCAUGUCGGCCUACUACACCUUCUCCUACCCCCUGGAGCUCAGCCGGGACGACCGGCAGGGCAUCCAGUACCUGUACGGUGCCCGGCCACAGGCCCCCACCUUGGCCCCGCCCCGGCCCCCUCCCCCAGUCAACCCAGAGACCAAUGAGAUCACUCCUGACGCAUGUCACACAGACUUUGACGCCGUGUCCAUGAUCCGUGGCGAGCUGUUCUUCUUCAAGAGCGGCUAUGUGUGGCGGAUCCGCGAUGGCUACCUUGAGCGCGGCUACCCGGCCCUCGCCUCCCGCCACUGGAAAGGAAUCCCAGAGACCGUGGAUGCCGCUUUUGAAGACCAGACGGGGAAUAUCUGGUUCUUCCAAGGGAACAACUACUGGGUGUUUGACGCAGAGCGGCCAAUCAGGGGGCCAGAGUCCAUCCGGGGUCUGGGUCUGUCCGUGUCCCACCUCCAGGCCGCCCUCCGCUGGGGGCAGGACUCUAACUACAACACCUACCUCUUCCAGUCGGGCAGCUACUGGAAGCUCAGCCCCAGUGAGGGCCGUGUAGAAUCAGUCUACCCCCACAGCAUGCAGGACUGGAGCGGAAUCCCACACGACGUAGACGCAGCCUUCAAAGACAUCUAUGGUUAUGCCCACUUCAUCCGGGGAAGGCAGUAUUGGAAGUUUGACCCAGUGGCUAGGAACUCUCUGGAGGGUUACCCACGGUACAUCGGCCAGGACUUCUUCGGCUGCAGACAGAAGAAGUGACACGGAGAGAGUGGAGGGGGCAUUCUAUUAGUUUGGACCAGAAGAGAACCCAUCCUAUUCUUCUUCUUUUAUGAUCACUCGACCGUCCUCUCAGGAACAUAUUUCCUCAGACUCUGACCUCUGGUGUUGUAAUUAUAAUAAGAAUGACGAUAAUAAUGACCAUGUUUUACAGUAGACCAAGACACUUAUUAACUUUAGGACAAAAAGAGGUAGAUGCUGCAAGUUUUUGUGGAGAAACUGUGUCUUUAUGUUAUCAGGAUCUUUUUUUACCACUACUGUAUAUAACAUUUUUCUCCCUCUUCAUAUGACAUUUUGUGUGUCAGUGGAUGUUUACUAAUUGUUUCCUAUUUUCUCAAAAAUACUCUCUGUUUUGUGAAAUCACUCCCAUAAGCACUACCAUAAGAUGUCUAUCCUCACCAUGAGCCACAUGUAUCCACCCAUCUGCAAACAGCUUUUGAUUCUAGUGUGAUCUACAGGGAAAACUAGAACUGCAAGUUCUCCAAAUGUUAUUCGUUUUUUUGUAUUUAAUGAAGUUAUUAAUUAUAACACGGUGCUGUAUUCAAGAUAAUCUUUUCAGGGACAGAAGACCAGAGAGUAUCUGUAAGGUUCUUCACAUUGAAACCCCUCACACCUCGCGGUUCUCCUCGCCUCGGCAGAACCUGGCACCCUACCCGGUACCAGCAUCCUGAUACCCUUCUCAAACCCUAGUUGCCUCAUUUCCUUCAAAACCUAAAAUUGUGUUUAUAUCAAUUUUUUUUAUAGCAAUUCUAAUACAUAUAUCUUGUUUCACCUUAUCAGCAAAAAAAUUGGCACAUACAACAAUAAAUACGAGUAUGUCAUUGGAAUGUGUGUGAUAAUUUUGACCUUUUAUCAUAAUAAUCCCCAUGUGCUGUGUGCGGAUCCGCAUGCAUGCAUGCUUGUUUGUGUGAAUUGCUGAGUCGUGCAACAUGUAACUCUCCUGCGGUGCUCGGAGGAGACCAGCGCGGGUCGCUGGCGCUACACUGACCUCUCGGUACUAAGUGAUCUUGUUGUUGUGCUUGUUGUUGUUUUGUUGUCUUCCUCUUAAGAGCUGUUGAUCAUGACUGGUAUGAUGAAAACGACAACAACGUAUUUAUAAGCAAACAAUUGAGCACACAUUUGGCUGUAGAUGUAUGCUUUUUUUUUCCCUUUUGUACUCACUGAUAUGUAAAAACAUACAUAUAUGUUGAUUUCUAAUAAAAUACCA